Molecule: messenger RNA, 1041 nt
Organism: Penicillium nucicola
Lineage: Eukaryota; Fungi; Ascomycota; Eurotiomycetes; Eurotiales; Aspergillaceae
Exons: 3
Coding region: 1-1041 (346 amino acids)
Molecular function (GO): protein binding
Source: RefSeq, a predicted model, not a curated record
AUGGAGGGUGGGGGACUUUGCUCAUUAGCGGUGGUCUCUUUUCCCAAUUUCCACUCAUCACUCUCGAAAUCAGGCCCGAACGGCGAACCUGGCUUAGCGCUUCGAGAUCAGCCGCCCCUGCAGAUGGAUUCCUCUAGCCUUCAUCUUUUAUCAUUACCCGCUGAAAUUCUUGAGGCUGUCAUUGAUGAGGCUUGUUCAUCUGCGGCUGACCUUUGCCGUCUUGGCCUUGUGUGCCGCGGUCUUUAUUCGUUCAUCACACCUAAUCUGUACAGAUCUGUUAGCUUAGUGGGCUAUGAAAGUGCCAAGAAAUUCUCAUGGGCAAUCUCCCAGCGUCUGGAAUUAGCACCCCUGGUGCGGGAGCUACAAAUUCAUUCACAUGCCACGGAUGAGGUUGAGGACGAAAAUUGUUCCGAGGACUUUGAUUCAACAAUUACACAGCUAAUAAAUCUGGGCUCAUUGGCAUUGCGAACUGAUUUUUUCAACCGCUCCAAAGCCCAGAAGAUCGGUGUCCUUUGUCGGCCGCAUGAAGUUCUCCCCGCACUUCGUCACAUCAACCUCGGCUUUGACUACCGCCGCGACUAUGAAUGGUCUCUGACACCAUACGAAUUACUCUUCUACCACCCUGACCUAACCACAGUCAGCAUCACGGGUGCUGCAGUAUCGGCGAAAUGGGAUUAUCCAGAUAUACAUCCCCCUGCGCUGCGGUCCACGAACUUAGAGGAGCUAGAGCUGCUGAACUGCAAUAUCUCAAGCCAGGAGCUAGAACUGAUGUUGCGAUAUCCACGUGCGUUGAAAAGGUUUACACUCAAAGGGGAACCCACCGAGUCGAAAUACGGAUUCCGAUGCGAGAGUGACCGAGGCAAAUACAUUGACGUUCUCCAGGCUCAUUCAUCCUCUCUCCAGCGCCUGGAUCUGGAUUUGUAUCAUGACUGGGACGAGGAAGUCGAUCUGACCCCUUUCACGGCUCUUCAGAGUCUCACUAUCACGCCCAGAAUGCUGUUGACCCCUGGCGCUGGGGAGAAUUGCUUCCCCCAAGUCUAG